AUACUUAGUCCCACGCUUUGGUCGUCAUCCUCCUGGGAUCCCUGUCGCCCUCACCUUCCAUCCUAUCAUACAGGCCCCCGUUUCCGCCUCACCGCUCUCCCGCCUACUGACGCCGGCUGUAGGUGUGCUGCGCACCCUUUUUCUAGUCCCCCAGUACCCUACCUACACUCUGGACCGACCCUUCCUGUUGCCUGUCUGCUGUUCGGUCCUCUGCCACGCAGUCCAGGCCUCCUUACCUACUCCUCUAGCUCCGAACGCCCUCCUCUUCCUACUUCCUACUUCCGUUCAUCCUACUAUAUCAUCGAUCCGUCUACUCUUCCAUCGACCCGCCUCUCCGAUCUUGUCUGUCGUUCCCCUGAUGGGCCUCUUCCAUCAUCCGACGCUGUUGCUGUCGCUGUUGAGGUAGUGUGUGGUUGACGAGGCGUGGUUGGUCUUCAUAGAGCCCUCAUCGCCGUGCUGCAGUCAUGGCAUCUGCACAUCACUCCAGAAGGUCCAGGGAGGACUCUCGUCCCGAGAUGCCCAUUGGCCAUUACACCCGACUGGAUGAGAUCGGUCGAGGGAGCUUUGCCACGGUCUACCAAGGUGUUCAUACGAAAACACGCACUUAUGUGGCAAUCAAAUCGGUCAAUAUGUCCAAGCUUAACAAGAAGUUAAAGGACAACCUGUCCACCGAGAUCAACAUUCUCAAGGGGCUUUACCAUCCACAUAUUGUUGCUCUCAUAGACUGUCAUGAGACGACGUCUCAUAUCCAUCUGGUGAUGGAAUACUGUGCCCUGGGAGAUUUGUCCCUUUUUAUCAAACGGCGCGAUAGUCUUGGCGAUCACCGGUACACACGGGAAAUGAUCUCCAAAUAUCCUAACCCUCGUGGUGGUGCUCUCAGUGAAGUCGUUGUCCGCCAUUUCCUCAAACAACUGUCGAGCGCCCUCAAAUUCCUUCGGGACCGUAAUCUCAUUCACCGUGACAUUAAACCGCAGAACCUCCUACUCUGCCCAUCUCCUUCAUCCUACCGGAGUGGGAUGGCUCCGGUGGUUCCCUUCAGAGGCAGCGAGGACUCCUUCAGCCCUACAACGGGGCUGGAGUCGCUGCCUAUGCUCAAAAUUGCCGAUUUCGGCUUCGCCCGUUCUCUUCCUUCCACCGCUCUUGCGGAGACUUUGUGCGGUUCGCCUCUGUACAUGGCCCCCGAGAUUCUGCGGUACGAGAAAUACGACGCCAAAGUAGACCUUUGGUCGGUGGGCACAGUACUCUACGAGAUGGUGGUAGGAAGACCCCCUUUCCGUGCAAGCAACCAUGUCGAAUUACUCCGAAGGAUUGAGAGAGGCGAAGACAGGAUCAAGUUUCCCGAAGAGAACCCUGUAACCGCCGAGAUGAAGGCACUUAUCAGAGCCCUCUUGAAGCGAAACCCAGUGGAACGACUGAGUUUUGCUGACUUCUUCGACAAUGGCAUUAUUACGGGACCGAUUCCUGGUCUGGUGGCCGACGACACUCCCUCACGCCGGCGUUCCUCCGUCGAUCCAGUGGCUGCGCAGCCGUCGUCUCGGCCCGCAUCUCGGACUGGGCGUAGCACUCCGACGGCAGUCCACCGCGAAAGAGAUGUGCCAUACGCUGGGGGUCGGGGCGAGCCGUUGACGCAUCCGAUUGCUCAACGGGCCAUGACACAAAGCCCUCGACCCGAUACUCCUCCAACGCCGAUGCGGAGGACUGGGAGUGCGGAUCGGCCUGUUUCUACCCCAAAGGAGGCCACACCACCAGCGUCCUACCCGACAAGACCGAGUCCGGUGUCUCUUGCAACUGCACCAGCUCGCCAGGAGCUUGUUGACCGCGCUCCCACGACAGCCACCACGGAACGGCAACGAAGUCGUACCGCUUCUUCGGGGGUCCCUCAGAUCGAUAAGCCUGCGGACAAGACCAAGGAUGAAAGAGAGCAUGCUGCACAAGAAGUCGCGUUCGAAAGAGACUACGUGGUGGUGGAGAAGCGCGCGGUGGAGGUGAACGCCUUCGCUGACGAGAUGGCAUAUAACCCUCGGAUUCAAGGUGGGUUUCACAGAAACGGCCAAGCAGGCGCAGUUUCUCGCCGCUCGGGGACAACUCCGAGCACACCGUCGGCCAUGGCCUCGUCACCGCAAGCUUCUCCCAGCAAGGCGAUGCAAAUCAUUUCGGGCCGGUCGCGCGCGGAUUCAGCCCACAUCCGCCAAAAUUCUUACGGGCGUCGGUAUGGACAGAGCCCGACGUCGGCCACAUCAGCGAUUUCGAAGGCUCUGAAUAUGGCCAGCGGACGUCUGUUUGGGAUGAGCUUCUCGCCACCUAUGACCAUCACGAAAGGCGGACGCUCGCCUCCUUUGGCGUACAACCCGUUCCCGGCCUAUCCUAGCGCACAGACUAGCCUGAUUGUGCUCACUGAUGGGUCUAGGCCCAGCGCAACCCUGGACGAAGACAGCAAGACUGUCCAUGAGCUCGAGGAGUGUGCGACUCGCAGUGAUGUUGUGUAUGGCUUUGCUGAAGUCAAAUAUAAACAGCUGAUUCCGUUGGCACCAUCGGUUCCAACCGACCCUUCGGGAAAGCCCAUGCCGGACGUCGUCGAUUCGGCCGACGGUGGGCUCACGGUCGAUGCUAUCGUGACUCUAUCGGAGGAAGCCUUGGUUCUCUAUGUCAAGGCCCUGUCCUUGCUGGCCAAGUCAAUGGACAUUGCUAGUACCUGGUGGACCCGCAGGAACCGGGCGGAGGCUUUUGGUGAGUCGGCAAUCAGCAGAGCUGAUGCCGCGAGCAAUCGGAUCAACAAUGUCGUUCAGUGGGUGCGCAAUCGAUUCAAUGAGGUCCUAGAGAAAGCGGAGUUUGUCCGCCUCAAGCUGGCCGAAGCGCAGAAACGAUUGCCACCGGACCAUCCCAGCCACCCCAGCAAUCAUUCGAUUGGAUCUUCCCUAGGCUCCGGAGCCUCUACGGAUGUUUUCGUCAGCUCCGGCGUGACUGCCGAAAAGUUGAUGUAUGAUCGCGCCCUGGAGAUGAGCCGGGCGGCAGCGAUCAACGAACUUACCGGUGAGGAUCUAGCCGGGUGUGAGAUCGCGUAUGUCACGGCGAUCCGGAUGCUAGAAGCCGUGCUGGAAGACGACGAGGUGUCGCGACCGGGCCACAGCAGCGGCGCCGAAAGAGGCAAUGCCGGGAGGGAGAACGACAAGAUCAUGCUGGACGGUGUCCAGGCGGAGGAUCGCCAAGUGAUGGUUAAGCUGGUUUCUAGUAUGCGGAAUCGCCUGGCGGUGCUGCGUCAGAAGCUGGCCCGACUUUCGAAGCGCUACACGCCCCCGUCCAGUGGACCAGGCAAAAUGCCGCCGUCGAAUCUUGUGUCUCUUGCCCCGGCCGUGGGGGCCACUCCCCCGAAAUAAGACGUUGGCCGUUACAACCUGAAGCAUGCUGGCUCAUGCUCCAUUCAAUCCUAGCGUUCUGCUCUUUUCUUCUGCAUGUGUUCGCAUACAUUUGAUGCCCGACUCUGGCGAGAGUCGCUUAUGCAGGCAGGUGCAUCUGGCCUAUGACCCGCGGACUGCUUCUUCUACUUCUUCUGUGUUUGUUCCCUUCUUCUUACCUUCCUACCGUUUAUUUCUUCUUUUCUCUCUCUUUGGGGGUUUCAUAUACACAUCACUACGCGAGUGGCUGA
Aspergillus ibericus CBS 121593 is the source of this 3643-nucleotide messenger RNA. It is a transcript of the gene atg1, whose product is annotated as serine/threonine protein kinase ATG1. Bases 465 to 3374 code for a protein of 969 amino acids. The record is from RefSeq and is a predicted model, not a curated record. Gene Ontology annotation, molecular function: protein serine/threonine kinase activity; ATP binding. The transcript is spliced from 3 exons. Gene Ontology annotation, cellular component: autophagosome; cytoplasm. NCBI's taxonomy places the organism in Eukaryota, Fungi, Ascomycota, Eurotiomycetes, Eurotiales, Aspergillaceae. Gene Ontology annotation, biological process: autophagosome organization; autophagy; peptidyl-serine phosphorylation.